GAGGCGGGGCCGGGGGCGGUUCCGCGGGGCCCCGUUAAAGCGGCGGCGGGCGCGGGCGGCGGCCGGAGGCGGCGGCGAUGGGCAGCGAGGGCCAGCGGGGCCCGGCGGCGGCCCGGAGCCCGGGGCACGGCGACCCCCGCGCCCUGCGGAGGGACUGCCAGCACCGGAUCUUUGUCAACCGGAGCCUGGCGCUGGAGAAGAUCAAGUGCUUUGGCUUUGACAUGGACUACACAUUGGCCAUGUACAAGUCCCCUGACUACGAGGAGCUGGCCUUCACGCUGCUGCUGGAGCACCUUGUCGCCAUUGGGUACCCUCCCGAGAUCCUUGCCUACAAAUACGACCCCACCUUCCCCACCCGGGGGCUGGUGUUCGAUGCCCUGUACGGGAACCUGCUGAAGGUGGAUUCCCACGGGAACCUGCUGGUCUGUGCCCAUGGCUUCCGUUUCCUCAAGGGAGCCGAAAUCCUCCACUAUUACCCCAACAAGUUCAUACAGCGGGAUGACAUGAAACGCUUCCACAUCCUCAACACCCUCUUCAACCUCACAGAGGCCCACCUCUACGCCUGCCUCGUGGACUUCUUCACCAACUGCUCCAGAUAUGUCAACUGUGACACCGGCUACAAGCACGGGAACCUCUUCAUGUCCUUCCGCAGCAUGUUCCAGGAUGUGCGCGAGGCCAUGGACCACGUCCACCUCUCUGGCUGCCUCAAGGAGAAGACGCUAGAGAACCUGGAGAAAUACGUGGUGAAGGACCCCCGUGUGCCGCUGCUGCUGAGCCGCAUGAAGGAGGUGGGGAAGGUUUUCCUGGCCACCAACAGUGACUACACCUACACCGACGCCAUCAUGUCCUACCUGUUUGACUUCAGCAAUGAGGACAAGGCUGACGUCCCGCGGCGCCCCUGGAGGUCCUAUUUCGACCUGAUCGUGGUGGACACCCGCAAGCCCCUCUUCUUUGCUGAGGGCACCGUCCUGCGCCAAGUGGACACGGACACGGGGAAGCUGCGCAUCGGGACGUACACGGGCCCGCUCCAGCACUGUGCUGUGUACUCCGGUGGCUCCUCAGAUGUGGUGUGUGACCUCCUGGGUGUGAAGGGCAAAGACAUCCUCUACAUGGGGGACCACAUCUUUGGGGACAUCCUCAAGUCCAAGAAGCGGCAGGGCUGGCGCACCUUCCUGGUGGUGCCCGAGCUGGCCCGUGAGCUGCAGGUCUGGACGGAGAAGAGUGAGCUGUUUGAGGAGCUGCGGAGCCUGGAUCUCUUCCUGGCCGAGCUGUACCAGCACUUGGACAGUGGCAGUAGUGAGCGCCCAGACAUCAGCUCCAUCAAGCGUCGGAUCCAGAAAGUCACACAUGAGAUGGACAUGUGCUACGGGAAGAUGGGCAGCCUGUUCCGCUGUGGCUCACGCCAGACGCUCUUUGCCAACCAGCUGAUGCGCUACGCAGACCUCUACGCUGCCUCCUUCAUCAACUUCCUCUAUUACCCCUUCAGCUACCUCUUCCGGGCUCCCCCUGUCCUGAUGGCCCACGAGUCAACGGUGGAGCACUCUCGCCGGGACUCGGGGGACACCGUCACUGCCCUUCCUCCCUGGCUGGCCCAGCACGGUGACCCUCGCCAGCAGGUCCCCCAGGACUCAAGUGGGGAGGAGGAAGAUGAUGGAGAAGCCUGAGCACACCCCAGCUGCUGCCAUGCCGCCCAUGGGAGGACAUUCAGUGGCCCUGGUCCACUUGCACUCAUGGCCAGCUACCACCUCUGGUGGCCACAGGAUGGCUGGUGGCCCUGCCUCAUGGUCCCUGUCACCCCUGUCCCUGGGCAGUUGGGACUUUCUCCUGACCCUGCCCAGAGCCAGGAGAGGCUCCCCCCAAGUCUGCUAGCUCCUGCCCCUUGAACUCACAUCUGCCCGGUGCCCCUUUAACUGAUUGCUCUCCCACAGCUCAGUGCCAGCCUGGGGGCAUCCAGCAGCAGGGGGAACGGGCAGUGCCACUGCUGCAGCACCACUGGCAGCCCCAGUGCAGCAGCUGGGGUCCCAGCAGCUAAAGGCCCCUGCCCCUUUAGCCUCUGGGCCUGGCCAUGAGCCCUGCAAUGCUGGCUGGAUGGGGUGGGGCUCUGGAGGUGACCCUGCUCCAGUGGAACCCCCUGCACCUGCUGUUCCUCUUUUCUUCUUUCUACCCUUUUCUAUUUAUAAAAGAUACUCAAAACUCCUGGUGCCGCAGAGACAUAAAAUUGUUUUUAAAGGAAAACUGCUUUGUCCCUGCACCUGAGAGCUGGGGGCAAAGGGCGGUCCCCAAAUCCUUGUCCAGCAGCUGGGGUAUGCACAAGCCCCUAGGGAGAAGGUGGCAGCCCCAAGCUAUCCCCACCUCUGUGGUACUCACAUAUCCCUGAACACAGAGAGACAUAGCUCUCCUAGGGUUUUCCUGGGAAGCUGUGAGAAAGCUCAGAAAAAGAAUUAAAACAAUGAUUAUCUCAA
Motacilla alba alba is the source of this 2462-nucleotide messenger RNA. RefSeq names its product cytosolic purine 5'-nucleotidase-like. The coding region runs from base 78 to 1664 and encodes 528 amino acids. Gene Ontology annotation, molecular function: 5'-nucleotidase activity. NCBI's taxonomy places the organism in Eukaryota, Metazoa, Chordata, Aves, Passeriformes, Motacillidae. The transcript has 18 exons. The record is from RefSeq and is a predicted model, not a curated record.